Musa acuminata AAA Group (dessert banana) is the source of this 1086-nucleotide messenger RNA. RefSeq names its product large ribosomal subunit protein bL21c. The coding region runs from base 58 to 732 and encodes 224 amino acids. The record is from RefSeq and is a predicted model, not a curated record. Lineage: Eukaryota; Viridiplantae; Streptophyta; Magnoliopsida; Zingiberales; Musaceae. Gene Ontology annotation, biological process: translation. The transcript is spliced from 5 exons. Gene Ontology annotation, molecular function: structural constituent of ribosome; RNA binding. Gene Ontology annotation, cellular component: ribosome.
CCAUUAUCCAUCUCGUUAUCCCCAACCCAUCCCCGAACCACAGCGCGAGGCAAGGCCAUGGCUUCCACCCUGGGCGCCACCGCGCUGUCCUCCGUAGCCGCCCGCUUCUCUCUCCCCCGCCGAACCCCAAUUGCCGCUCUCUCCUCUAAGCUUCGGCCCCUCUCUCUUCCCUCCACCGAGGUCUCCUCCUCUCCGACCCCUCUCCUCCCCCUUCGUCCUCCGUCUACUGGUACUCGUGUAACCCGCAAAUGGAAACUAUGCGCGGCUUCCGACGAGACCUUGGAGCCCGAGGAGGCUCCGCCGGCGGUGCCAGAGCCCGUCGAGGAACAGUUAGCUGCUUCGACCGCCACCGAGGCUGCCAAGGGGGAAGACGUCUUCGCAGUCGUAAUGGUCGGCUCGCGGCAAUACAUUGUUUUUCCUGGACGGUUCAUCUAUACCCAGAGGUUGAAAGAUGCCAAUGUCGAUGAUAAGAUUAUUCUAAACAAAGUAUUGUUGGUUGGAACUCGAACGAAGGCAUAUAUUGGACAGCCAGUUGUGACUAAUGCGGCUGUACAUGCUGUUGUUGAAGAACAGGGGUUAGAUCGUAAAGUUAUUGUUUUCAAGUACAAGAAGAAAAAGAAUUAUCGCCGCAACAUUGGUCACCGACAGCCAAGAACACGGAUAAGAAUAACCGGCAUUACAGGAUAUCAAGACUUCCCUGCUGAAACUAUGCCCAAGACAUUUCCUGCAUAAUGUGGCAGGGAUAUAGGGCACCAGGCCCAUCACACAAGACUCAUCAUUUGAAGUUGGAUGCUAGAAUUUGUCGUUGCUUGUAAUCUUUCUGUGAGGUUCUCUCGGUUGCAGAUGUUUUACAGAUCAAACUGCUUGCACUUUUGUAGCCAUAAAGGAUCGAAAAUGUCCAAUCCAUAUGCUACAGAAGAGCUAGUUCACGACUCGUGCGUCCAGGCACUCCUUUUGCUGAUAGUGAACUGUUGAUCUAAAAUCUGGUGUUUACAAAAUCAGCUUUUUAAUGGUGCUGAAUAACUCCAAAAUUUGUUGGAAAACUAAGACUUUAACAGCAACCUUGGCUGUUUCUUUUCCUAUUCA